Messenger RNA from Caenorhabditis briggsae, 738 nucleotides. The record is from RefSeq and is a predicted model, not a curated record. NCBI's taxonomy places the organism in Eukaryota, Metazoa, Nematoda, Chromadorea, Rhabditida, Rhabditidae. The transcript has 2 exons. Bases 1 to 738 code for a protein of 245 amino acids.
AUGGCGCGCUACUCCUACUACUUCUACAACGCAUAUCUAUGCUUCAUGUACUUCAUUCUCCUCAUGAUAUUCACUCUUCAUAUCGGCCACCUCUUUUUUAAGCCAAAUGAAACAUGGGCGUGUGCUACCUUUCUGGUCCCUGUCAUGGUUCGAAGUACCUAUGACUGUCUGUCUAGUCAGCAAGAUCGUCAGACAGCCAGAUGGUUCUUAUGGAAUCGGUAUGUGGUGGCUUUAUUGCUUUUGGUAGUUAAUUUUGCCUUGCCAGCUAGCAAUGUAAUUGAAGAGGAGUACUCGAUCACUCUCACCAUCAUCGUCGGGACAUGUCUCAUGAUCUUUGUAUUCUCCAUCUACGAACAUGCUGCCACAACAUACCACGACUUCCGUCUCUCCUUUCCAAAGAAAGCCAAACUUAGCAGCUUUCAAUUUUGCUGUCUAAUUUUAUUCCACAUUCUUCUUGUCAUUGCCUUUUUGGUGGUUUUUAGAAUCACCCCCGAAUACAUUUCCACUUACCAAAGCUACUAUAACAACCAGUUCCUUCGUAUUGCUUGCCAUCUCAUCAACAUAAUGUCAAUCCCUUUGAACUAUUGUGCAGUUCUGGCUUGGAAUUGUGAGAAACUGAAUUUCAAAGGAAUCCAUCCGGUGACUAAAAGAAGAUGGGUAGGGGUUAUGAAGAAGGAUAAGAAGGGAACAUGGGUAGUGGAUGUGGAGCCAGAGGACCAUCGCAUUUUUCUUGUUUGA